UGGGCGUAUUCCGUGACUUUCUUUUCCCUUUACGUUCUCUUCUCUUCUCUUUUUCGAAGCUGCUGGGCGGCUUCGCUGGUCGUUUUUCAAAAAUAGAGUCCUUCUCUUUAUUCUAGGCGAGACGCCUGGAGCGGCCCCGCCCCCAGCACCGACAAUCACUUUGGAAUCCCGUGAAGACGUCACACAAUGUCCGAAACUGCAGAGAUGGAUCUCAUGGGAGGGAAGCCGGCGUGUGGGAGCGGCGAGGAGCCCGGCGACUACGAUCUUGGCCUCCAUGUUGCGGCCUUGUUCUUGGUUCUAGCUGCCUCUAUAUUUGGUGCCGGCUUCCCUGUUGUUGCGAAGAAGGUCAAGUGGGUCAAGGUGCCGGCAAAGACAUUCUUCCUUUGCAAACACUUUGGUACUGGUGUCCUGAUUGCCACAGCAUUUGUUCAUCUACUCCCGACAGCGUUUGGUAGCCUUAACGAUCCAUGCCUCCCCGAUCUGUUUACCGAGCAGUACCCGGCCAUGCCUGGCGUCAUCAUGAUGGGCUCCAUGUUCUGCUUGUUCGUCGUCGAGAUGUACCUCAACGGCAAGAUGGGCGGCCACUCUCAUUCUCACGGCGGGCCCAUGGGUUUCGAGACGCAGAGCCGUGGCCGGCCGGCCCCAGAACAAGUCAACCGUGGCGCCCCGCCUCCGCGGCCCCCGAGAUACACCAGCGCUGACGAAUUCGAAAUCGAGGACAUUGAAUACGAGAAGAGGAUGGCGCAGAAGAUGUACGAUGAGAAGAUGCGGGACUACCCGCCACAGAACCCGUACGCCGACGCCGACGACCUCGCCUCCCAGUCCGAAAUGCCACCCUGGUUCGUCGUCUUCUACGAGCAAUACGUCCGUCAGAGGCUCGAGAUGAUGAACAUGAUCAAAGCCACGCGGUCUCAGCAGCAAGACGACGUGUCCGAGAAGCGCCAGACCAUGAUCACCGAAAAGGAAGUCCCGUUGUCCGAUUCUCCCUACAUCGACGUUGAAACAGGCCAACCGGUCGACCCGGCCGUGUACCGCAAGAUGUCGAUGAACAUCACCCUGCUCGAGGGCGGCAUUCUGUUCCACUCGGUCUUUGUUGGCAUGACGAUCAGCAUCACCAUCGACGGCUUCAUCGUCCUCUUGGUCGCCAUUCUCUUCCACCAAAUGUUUGAGGGUCUCGGUCUUGGAUCACGUAUCGCUGAUGUCCCCUACCGCCGAGGGAGUCUCCGGCCGUGGCUGUUGGUCGUCGCGUUCGGAACGACGGCGCCUAUCGGACAGGCUAUUGGGCUCGUCGUCAGGGACACGUACGACCCCAACAGCGCGUUUGGGCUGAUCAUCGUGGGCGUAUUCAAUGCUAUUUCCUCUGGUCUCUUGCUUUAUGCGUCUCUUGUCGAUCUUCUGGCUGAGGACUUCUUGUCUGAGGAAGCCAGCAGGACGUUGACCAAGAAGGACCGGAUUUUGGCGUUUGGCUUUGUGAUUCUCGGAGCUAUCGGCAUGUCCAUCGUUGGCGCCUUCGCUUAAACUCGACAUGCCGCCAGACUGCGAGAUUGUACGAUAAAGGCGGUGUACCAUACAUGCGACGACUGAACUCCGCGACCCAUGACGCACCCAUUCCCGGUAUUCCUUUCCUGUGUCACUCGAUCGCGAUAUGUCAAGGUCGCGGUGUACGAACGAAAUAAACGAACAUAAACCCGGUGUUGGAGCGAGACACAGAGACGCCUCUCUCAAGCGCAGGAGGAGUCUUCCGUAGGACACAACCGUGGCUUGUAACCAAUUCCCUUUUUUUCUGUUGGGGUCUCUUUCGGCUACAUUGAAAGAAGGGACAAUAUGACAAGUUUCCCGAUUGGCUCAAGGUAUCU
Molecule: messenger RNA, 1856 nt
Organism: Chaetomium fimeti
Lineage: Eukaryota; Fungi; Ascomycota; Sordariomycetes; Sordariales; Chaetomiaceae
Product: Zinc/iron permease
Exons: 5
Coding region: 187-1518 (443 amino acids)
Biological process (GO): zinc ion transmembrane transport
Cellular component (GO): plasma membrane
Molecular function (GO): zinc ion transmembrane transporter activity
Source: RefSeq, a predicted model, not a curated record